AUGAAUGAAAAAAUUUUUGCAACCAAAAAUAACAUCAAUUAUUAUUUUUCACAAUCAUGGUUUUUGGUUCAAUCAUGCGUAAAUGAAAAAUAUACAGAAAGAUUACGUAAAUCAGUACAAGAAAUUCAAAUGGACAAUGGACAUAUAACUGAUGCUUAUCAUUAUGAAAUAGUAGCUGAACCAUUUGAAACAAUAAUCGAUCCAAUGAAAUUAGAUUGGAAUCAAAGUAGUAAACUUCGAAAUGGAAAAAUUUAUCAAGCAUACAAAUGA
This is a messenger RNA of Rotaria sp. Silwood1, 270 nucleotides long. NCBI's taxonomy places the organism in Eukaryota, Metazoa, Rotifera, Eurotatoria, Philodinida, Philodinidae. The record is from the annotation of a GenBank genome assembly.